Sporothrix brasiliensis 5110 is the source of this 777-nucleotide messenger RNA. Its product is annotated as glycerol 3-phosphatase 1. The transcript is spliced from 3 exons. The coding region runs from base 1 to 777 and encodes 258 amino acids. Gene Ontology annotation, molecular function: sugar-phosphatase activity; beta-phosphoglucomutase activity. Lineage: Eukaryota; Fungi; Ascomycota; Sordariomycetes; Ophiostomatales; Ophiostomataceae. The record is from RefSeq and is a predicted model, not a curated record.
AUGACUGCAGACGAGACGCGCCCGGUGGAUGCGCCGUCAUUUACCGGUCCGGCGGUACAGGCCACGUUCGAGGGCUUCCUGUUCGACAUGGACGGCACGAUCAUCGACUCGACGGCCGCAGUCGAGAAGCACUGGCACACAGUCGGCAAUGAGAUUGGUGUUGCGCCCGAAGUCAUCCUGCAGACGUCACACGGCCGCCGGAGUAUUGACAUUCUCAAGAUCCUAUCCCCGGAAAAGGCUAACUGGGAGUAUGUCUGCAGUAUGGAAGGUCGCCUUCCCGAGCUGUACGGCGACGACGCCGUCGAGAUUCCCGGUGCACGCGCUCUUCUCGACAAGCUGCGGGCCCAAGGUGCCCCCUGGGCCAUCGUCACAUCGGGCACCGAGCCCCUCGUCAACGGCUGGCUCGGCAAGCUUGACUUGCCGAACCCCGAGCACUUGAUCACGGCCGAGUCCGUGGCCAACGGCAAGCCCGACCCGACAUGCUACCGGAUGGGUUUGCAGGCACUCGGCCUGGCCAAGCAGGGCGAGGAGGGAACAUACGACGUGCUGGUCCUUGAGGACAGCCCUGCCGGCAUCCAGUCCGGCAAGGCAGCGGGUUGCAAGGUGCUUGGCCUCGUGACGAGCCACACGGCCGCGCAGGUGGCAAAGGCUGAACCGGAUUGGAUUGUCGAGGACCUGCGGUCAGUGCGCGUUGUGUCGAUCGAGGCACAGAGCAACGGCGGCGUGCGGACGACGCUGGAGUUCUCCAAUACGCUCGUUGCGCCGAAGACGGCAUGA